Messenger RNA from Kogia breviceps (pygmy sperm whale), 810 nucleotides. RefSeq names its product chromosome 1 C1orf122 homolog (gene C1H1orf122). The record is from RefSeq and is a predicted model, not a curated record. Lineage: Eukaryota; Metazoa; Chordata; Mammalia; Artiodactyla; Physeteridae.
CGGUGGGGACGGGGCGGGGCGCAGCUUUGCGGAGCCUUAGCGCAGCGCUGGGGAGGGGGGGCGGCCGAAAGGGGGGCGGUGGUCGGGCCGCGCAGGCGGAGAUGGAAUGGGGCCCGGGCUCAGACUGGUCACGGGGGGAGGCUGCCGGCGUGGACCGUGGGAAGGCGGGGCUGGGGCUCGGCGGGAGGCCACCCCCGCAGCCGCCCUGGGAUGAGCGCGCCCAGCAGCUGCUGGAUGCGGUGGAGCAGCGGCAGCGGCAGCUCCUGGACACCAUCGCCGCCUGCGAGGAGAUGCUGCGGCAGCUGGGCCGCCGGCGCCCGGAGCCGGCUGGUGGCGGGAACGUCUCAGCCAAACCUGGAGCACCCUCCCAGACAGCUGUCUCUGCCAGAGGUGGCUUUCCAAAGGAUGCUGGCGAUGGAGCUACAGAGCCCUGACCAUCCCCGAGCCGGGCGCCCUGACUUCUCUCCCUCCCCAGGGCUGGUGGCUGGACUGUGAACAACUCCCUUUCAAUAAAGGGGCCAGUCUUCACUGGCAGUGGCUGGUACUUGGCUCUCAGCCUGGGUGGCAGCUCUGCUAGCAGCUGGGUUCACUCCCACUUCAUCCUGGCUGAAGGCAGUGCUGAGCUCUGAAAUGUAGCCAACGAAUACCCAGUCUGAUUACCCAGAUUUGGGCAGACCAACAGUGCUCGCCAGAGUGGUUUGGCCUGCUUUGGGGGAUCCAGGUCGUGUUACAUGUCCAUUUCAUGCUUUGGGGGCUCCUAGCCCCACAAAACACUUUUAGCAGAGCCUUGAUUAAAAGGAAACCUGCAGA